UUCUUCUUGAAAUUAUUGUUAAAAACGAGCCGGUAUUCUUUUGUUUAUUUCACUGUGCACGGUAGUGCACAUGGGGCCAAACUGCAAGCCUUAGAAUUAAAGAAUUAAAAAUGUUCUGUUUAUAUUAUAUGGAUUUCUAAGGUAACCGCCAAUUCAUGAUCUUCGCCAAUUCAUGAUCCUUCCCAAAAUGUCUGAUCAACAACUUCAGGAUGAAACUUUGGAAAAAUCAGAUUCAACUCGCAGAGAAUCACAUCCCGAUCCUGAUUUGGAUGUGGGCAGCGAGCAGUUUAAUCCGCUACGUGCCCUCUAUGAACCCAGCUACAAGAUUACGGAGACAGCGCCUAAAGUUCUAUACCAGAACUUGGCCGCCUUCGAUAGUGCCUUUAAAAAGUUUGGAAUUUGGCAAUUAAACAAGCGGCAAAAAUCCGCACCUCCACCAAGCACAGGAUCAGAUUCAACACCGGCAACCAGUUCGCCUCAAACGGUCGAGAAAAAGCCCAAAUCUAUUCCGAAAUUAGCGAAUUUCGAAGUGCCAGAACGCCGUUUUGAGCUUCAUCAGAUGCCCACGUUGAGAACUUUAAACAAAAAACAUAGGCGGAAUAUUUUCACAUACAUGGAGGCAUCCUCGGGACCUCUAGCCCUUUUAAAAAGCUGUGUGCCAUCCUCGGACAAAACGCAGCCAACUGAGGCAACACGAAUUCGAGUGGUUGUUCGGAAGCAAGGAAAAGUUGGUGGAAGCGUGGAAGGGGAGUUGGUGGCCUUCGACAAGCAAUGGAAUCUACUUCUGCGAAAUGCCACCGAGACUUGGAGGAGAAGAAAACAUAACUAUGGACACCAGAAUAUCUGCGACGAAUCCGUAGAUUGUAGCGAGAGGUUCAAGGAGCUAGGCAUCUCGCUUCCGAAGCUAAAUGUGAAGAGCCUGAACAGAAAAAACGUCGAAAUUAAGCGAGAUCUGCCACAGGUUUUAAUACGCGGCGAAAAUGUGGUUCUUGUUAGUUUAAUUUCUAAUAAUAAUUGUAAAUGA
Drosophila bipectinata is the source of this 1024-nucleotide messenger RNA. It is a transcript of the gene Lsm11, whose product is annotated as U6 snRNA-associated Sm-like protein LSm11. The record is from RefSeq and is a predicted model, not a curated record. Gene Ontology annotation, cellular component: U7 snRNP. Gene Ontology annotation, molecular function: U7 snRNA binding. Gene Ontology annotation, biological process: mRNA 3'-end processing by stem-loop binding and cleavage. Lineage: Eukaryota; Metazoa; Arthropoda; Insecta; Diptera; Drosophilidae.